Strongyloides ratti is the source of this 915-nucleotide messenger RNA. Its product is annotated as Nematode cuticle collagen, N-terminal domain and Collagen triple helix repeat-containing protein. The transcript has 2 exons. The record is from RefSeq and is a predicted model, not a curated record. Gene Ontology annotation, molecular function: structural constituent of cuticle. Bases 1 to 915 code for a protein of 304 amino acids. Lineage: Eukaryota; Metazoa; Nematoda; Chromadorea; Rhabditida; Strongyloididae.
AUGGAAGACAAACAACAAUAUAUUCAACGUGAACGUGAAGCUGACUCUUUGAGAUCAUUUGCCUUUGCAGCUGUUGCUAUUUCUACUGUAGCAGUACUUAUCUCUAUUUUCUCAGUACCAAUGCUUUACAAUCAUAUGCAACAGAUGCAAACUGUUAUGCAAAAUGAAGUAGAUUUCUGUAGAUCUCGUUCUGGAAAUAUCUGGAAAGAAGUAACAAGAACACAAGUUCUUUCUAAAGUUACUGGAGGAAGAUUUGCUCGUCAAGCUGGAUAUGGAACCUCAGAAGGUGUUGAUGGAUCAUUUGCUGCUCAACCAACCGGGGGAUGUUGUGGAUGUGGUGUUUCUGCUCAAGGUCCACCAGGACCACCAGGACCAGAUGGUCAAGAUGGACAAGAUGGAGCACCAGGUCUUCCAGGAAAAGAUGGCCCAGAUGGUCCAGCCGCCACACCAGCACCAGCAUUCGAUUUCUGCUUUGACUGCCCAGCCGGACCACCAGGACCAGCCGGUAAUCCAGGACCAAAAGGAGCACCAGGAAACGCCGGAGCCCCAGGAAGUGAUGGAGCCCCAGGAAACCCAGGAUCUGAUGGACCAGAAGGACCAGCAGGACCAGCCGGAUCAGAUGGUGCACCAGGUAAUGCCGGAGCUCCAGGAGCACCAGGUAUUGUUGAAGAAGUUGAAGGACCAGAAGGACCAGCUGGACCAGCCGGAGCCCCAGGAGCACCAGGAGCCGAUGGACAACCAGGAGCACCAGGAGAAGCUGGACAACCAGGACCAGAAGGGCCAGCAGGAGAUGCCGGAUCAGAUGGAGCUCCAGGAGCACCAGGAGCCAAUGGAGAACAAGGUCCAGAAGGACCACAAGGAGAGAAAGGAGCAUGCAACCACUGUCCACCACCAAGAACUGCUCCAGGAUAUUAA